Messenger RNA from Megalobrama amblycephala (Wuchang bream), 1582 nucleotides. RefSeq names its product apoptosis facilitator Bcl-2-like protein 14. The coding region runs from base 127 to 870 and encodes 247 amino acids. Lineage: Eukaryota; Metazoa; Chordata; Actinopteri; Cypriniformes; Xenocyprididae. The transcript is spliced from 6 exons. Gene Ontology annotation, biological process: regulation of apoptotic process. The record is from RefSeq and is a predicted model, not a curated record.
AUUUUUGUUGAUUCAUGGAGCGUGACUCACCGUGCGUCGGUUUUUGGUCCCGCCCCUAUAAAUGCCUAUAGUAGGAGCUGAACUCUCGGUGAGCUUCGGCAUAAUUUUACAGGGAGAAACCGAGUCAUGGCUCAGGACAGCAACGGUGAUGUCCAGAUUCCUUCGGCGGACAGUCCGGAGUUCAGACUCCUGAAGGCGUACGCCCGCAAGAGACGGCCCAUGGACACCCGUCUCAAGCAGGACAUCCCAGAGAGAGAGACGUCUUCAGCAGAGCCGAUUGAAGAACACAGUAAAGCAAAAAGACGCAGAAAGAAGAGAUUUUCUUUCUUCUUAAGAUGUAUUAAACCCAAGACAGAUGACACGCCUGAACCACAGCCAGCAAUGCUUGAUGGUUCAGAUGAUGUGAAAGUGGAUGAAAUGGAGAACAUGGUCAGUGAAUUGACAGAGAUAUCAGACUCUGUGCAUUUCACUCCAUGUGAACUAGAAACAGAUGGUGACGACAUCGUGGAAAGGCUGGCGGAGCUCCUCAGAGUACAUGGUGAUGAGCUGGAUGAAAAGAUUAAGGCAGACAAGGCCUUAAACGAAGCACUGCAGUCCUCUUUCAAGUAUGCCUUCUUCAAGAAAGUGAUGGACGCUUUCUGUAGAAGUGUUUCUUUGGAACUGCCAACAGAACAGAAAGGCCAGAAAGUCGACAUCGCUAUGAUUUGUGAAGCCACCAAUCAGCUCUAUGGCGUCAACUACCAUCCAAUGAACCGCGUGCUGGGCUUCGGUGCCAAGUAUCUUCAGGAUACAGGAUACUCCAAGUGGAUUAGCAGAAACAUACAAUGUAAUGGAGAAGUUGGAGAUGAAUCCAUAGAGGAGGUCCAGUAAGCUGAUGAGAUGUUCUUCUCGCAUUACCAACGUCUUACUCAGGGGCACGGUCACUUUAUUCACAGGAAAAAGAGGUUUUCCAGUGUACCAGCACGGAUCUAUGGUUUUUCGCUAGGUCCUCUGAACAUCUCAGGCCAAAAAAGAGGAUUUAUGCACACCAUACCUCAUUAAAAGUGCUAUGGAUACUGCCUCAAAACAUUAGGGCCCGGUUUCACAGACAGGGCUUAGGCUAAGACAGGAUUAGGCCUUAUUUCAAUUAUAGCAUUUAAGUAGCUUUUAUAAACAUACCCUAGAAAAAAACAUUACUGGUGUCCAUCUUGAGACAAAACAAUGGCUUAGACAUACUUUAAGAUGUGUCAGUGUGAGUUGCUUUCAGUUAAAACAGCUCAAACUUGCAUUUUAGUCUAGGAGCUUAAGCUUGAGCCUUGUCUGUGAAACCGGGGGUACAAGUAAUUUAUGCUAUGAAAAUCAGGAUGAUGCAUCAUUCCUGACUGUACAAGUUUACAUAUUUAGUUCCAUUAGUAAACUUUUUUUUUUAUUAUUAUUUAAUUAGGCAUCCAAACUGUAAUUUUUCUUUUUGUUAAAACUGUUUUUGUUUUGACAUGAACAUAUUUCAGAUGUCUACUUGAGCCUCUAGUGUUUGUAAUUAUUUAACAGGAUAUGAAAUAAUUAUAUUUUUUUCAAUGAUAUAAUAAACAUAAUUUUCACAAUC